UUCUUGUUCGGGGAAUUCCAAUUCCAAGAAGUGGGAAAAUCUAAUCUACCUACAUAAAAUGUGACUGCGCUUACUGCACCGCAUUAUUUUAGCUUUUCUGUAUCAGUUGAUGUGGGUUGAUGUUUAAAGAUUACAUUUCAAUGUGGGUCUUGUGAUUGAAAAGUUUGUCAGGUUUGAGAUUCAUAAAAAUAACCAAUAAAAUGGAGGAAACAAAUAAGAAAGGUAACAGAAUCUUCUGUGAAGUAUGUGGUGUAGUGGAUGAGUUUUACGAUGAGAAUGCUGAGGUGUUCCAUGAUAACACCCCAAAACAUAUCUGCAACACAAUUCUCUAUGACUGUAAGAAAAAUAAAAAAAGCUUCAGCAAGAAUAGAGAUGGAAUUAUUAUCUAUGGCUCGGCUCAAAGUCAAGCGCAUGGCAAUGCUGUCACUGACAACGUCGAAAAAAGCGACCAUCAGAAAAUCAGAAUCAAUGUGAAGCCUGGGCAAUCGGCAAGGUUCUCGUUCAGUAUGGCCAACGACAUGCGUAAUGAAGAUGUGCUUGUGGUGGGGAUAUUGAUGGCUCAUCCUCAGCCCAAUUUUGUGGCUAAUGACCACCCUUAUGUGUUUGGGGAGGAACCGCACACCUUGGCUAAAAAACAGAGCAUCCCAAAUGCAGUGGCGAUAGAUUUCAUGGCCUCUGAUAUAGGACAGUAUGAAAUGCCUGUUAUAUUUACUUUCUUCAAACCUAGUGAGGAAAGGAGUUUAAUUUUCAUGCGCGAAAUGGUGGUUUAUGUCCAAGAAAACCCAUUAUCAUACAUUCCAACUAGGAGUCCAUAUAACAGCGAGCAUUGGGCUAAGCCAGAUCAUUUCAUCAGAUCUACCAAUGUGAUUCAACAACAAAUGUUCAAAGUACCGAAACUCCUUAAAAUCCUCUUCCCUCGAGGUUUGAACGAGGACUCGUUGGAAGGACUUCAUCUGCCCCGUGAGGAGCUCAACCAACUGAGAGUGGUACUCAUUGACACCAGAGCUAUUCUUGAAGAAGGAAUUACCAAAGAAAAUUAUAUGAUAUAUUUCCAUCAUUUACUUUGGUGGGAAGAAGUUAUUGAGAGAAUUAAUUUGAGAAAAUACAACAUGACUAUGGUGAAGCUGGAGAAAGUGGGAGACUUGUAUAUGUUGGAAGUUCCUGGAUUAGCGGAAAAGCGGCCAUCUUUAUUGCGUGGCGAUCGAGUAGUAAUACGCCCCGUAGAAAACACCACGGUUCAUUUCGAAAGCUACAUCAAGAGUUUGGAAGACUGCAAAAUUCACUUGGCUGGAUUUGAUGACAACUUCCACAGCCACUUCAGCCCGGACGCGGACUUCGACGUGCGCUUCCUGAUGUCCCGCGUGCCGCUGGAGAGGAUGCACGAGGCCGUGUCCAAGCUGCACUCCAGCAAGCAGGUCUGCCGCGUCUUCCCCGUGCCCAACAACAAGCCCGUCAAACUGAAGACUAUAGACAGAUUCUACAACAAGCUGAUAAAAGACAACUCUGAGCAGCGGUCGGCGGUGCAGCACAUAGUGUCGGGCACGGCGGGCAAGGCGCCCUACAUCGUGUUCGGGCCGCCCGGCACCGGCAAGACCAUGACCAUCGUGGAGGCCAUCAUACAGAUAGUGGUGAGCAACCCGCGCAACCGCGUGAUGGUGUGCACGGACUCCAACAUGGCGGCCGACCACAUCGCCGUCAUGCUGCUGCACUACAACAAGACCCUCAACAUCACCAACUAUCUGCUAAGAGCCAACUCACAGUCCAGGGAAUGGUCAGUGAUGCCGCCGGUGCUGGCGCCCGUGUCCAACGGGACCAGCUAUGAGAACUUCUAUUCUGUCAGCAAUGUACAGAUGGCCUCGUACAGGAUCGUCAUCACUACGCUCUCGCACGCCGCCAAAUACGCUUCACCCCGAAACCAAACAUCCCAUAAGGUGCAAAUGACUCACCUGUUCAUCGACGAAGCUGCGCAAGCGUCGGAGCCGGCGACGCUGGUGCCGAUCUGCGGGCUGCUGGCGCCCAGCGGCAAGCUGGUGCUGGCCGGCGACCCCCAGCAGCUGGGGCCCGUCUGCAUCUCCAGGGAGGCCCAGCACAGGGGGCUGGGCACUUCUCUGUUGGAGCGACUGCAUCGAACAUAUAAGAACCUUUACUCUAAUGACAAUAAUUAUAUCACGAUGCUCAUCAAAAACUUCCGUUCCGACCCCGACAUCCUCGCCAUUCCUAACCGCCUCUUCUACAACGAUAACUUGGUGGCGCAGGCGGAGCGCGACGCGCUGAGCGCGCUGGGCGUGCUGGGCGGCGCUCGCGGCCGCCGCGCGCUGCUGUUCCACGCCGUGCACUCCGUCGAGCAGCGCAUGGGCAACGCGCCCAGUUACUUCAAUGAGCGCGAGCUGGACAUGGUGAAGAGAUAUAUCAAGGCGCUGGUGACGCAGCACCAGGUGCUACCCGAGGACAUCGGCGUCAUCGCGCCUUACAUCCGGCAGGUGUACAAAGUCAAAGGCUGGCUGACAAACGAGAACUACGAGAAGAUCGAAGUGGGCACGGUGGAGUCGUUCCAGGGCAAGGAGAAGCGCGUCAUCAUCGUGACCACCGUCCGCGCCAACUGCAAGCUGCUGGACUACGACGCCAAGUACAGCCUCGGCUUCCUCGUCGAUGAUAAGAGAUUCAACGUAACCCUGACCAGAGCGAAGGCCAAGCUGAUUAUAAUCGGCAACCCAGCGUGCCUCGUGCGCGACCGCAAGUGGCGCGAGUACAUGGACCUCUGUCGCGAGUACGACUGCUACUUCGGAGAGGAGUCGCAGCAGCUGGAGAGAACUGCUGCCUUGCAUCUCGAGGUCAAGUCCAGGUUGAACAAAGCUCGGAUCUUGGAAACUCUAAACAUGAUGAAAGAAGAAAAGAAUAAAAAAGAUAAGAAAAAUAAGAAAAAGAAUAUCGUUUAGUUUUAAGGGUUUAAGGCGUGUUGAAUGGAGUGGAUCGGGCGGAACUAUCAUCUGUUCCGCCACUCAAUAAUAAGCAAUUUACAUACUACCCUGCCGAGUUCACUCUGGACCUGACGUCUAGUGCAACGUCUUGUGCAACUAAAAUAUGAUGACAGGAAUCGGCGUCCGACUAACCGUACUGAAGCAACGCAACUUGUUGCAAACGUUUGUUAUAACUAAUCAAUUAACCGAAUUUACAUUUCAAGAUAAAGACUGGCCAUAGAGCGUCAUUAUUAAUAAUUAAGUACAUAAAGUCACCCUCAUGCUGUCUACCAAAUGUUAUGAUAAAAUUAAUUACUAUAAGAGAAUAGUACGUAAAUGAAUACCUAAUUCAUAUUACAGGGUUCAAUAAUUUCGUAAAAAAUAUAAGUUGUUGGCAUUUAAAGGGUAGUAAGGUACAUACCUUGUUAAUCUUUUUUAGUUAUUUUUAUUAGUGUUACGAACUAUUUGUGAUACUUAUUCCUAAUAGUGCACCCGUUAAUUAGGGUUUUGUAUUACAUUUUACUAUACAUUAUUGUUAUUGGACAUUAGAUUUAUGGCACAUAUAUUUUUUUAAUGUUAUAAAAUAAACAAUCGUGAAACAUCGAAAGCAUUAAAUACAUUUGUAUUUUGUUUAGACGAUGAAAGCUCAGCUUUCAGAAAUUCCCAUUUCUUGUAUUAGUAUUAAACUUCUCUUUAUUAAAAAUGUAUUGAAUCAAUAUGAUUUAUGAGGAUUUUGAGACUUGAAAAGACUUUUUGUCACAUGUCAGAUAGUCCAUUUAUUGUUAGUUAUAGAUCUUUGUUUUUUGUGGUAUAGUGUUGUUAUGUUAAGUACAGUGGUCACCUGUUCUGUAAUAGAAAAUGGUUCAGGUAUGAUGCCUACCUAGGCAACUUUGAUGACUUUAAUAUCUAUCUAUACAGGUGACUUUUUAUACAUUGUCAAUAUUUUGUCUACAUGCUCAGUUCAUGAUUCUGAACAACUUAUAGUAUGGAAGUAACUCCGAAAUCGCAAAAAAAACAGCUGUUCUAUACAAAAUUUGAUAGCUAACUUUGAGUAACGAUGUGUCUCAUUUCGAAUUGAUUCGAUAGUGAGAAGUGAAAUGCUAACCCGCACUUCGCCCACAGUACCAUGGACUGAGCAUGUAGAAAAAAUAAUGCCAAUGUAUAAGAAAUCACUGUUGAUCAACAAAUGACCUUCGCAAAAUAUAGCUCAACCGCUUGAGUCCUCGUCCACAGUAUGCAGAGGGGCGGGGGCAGACGACGAUGGGAAUCACACCCUCUUAUACCCUUGCGCCUCUGUCGGUCUGCCUAUUAUUCUAUUGAUUGGUUCGCUGAUUUGACAUCGUUUUAAAAUAGUUUAUUAAAUAUUUUUAUGAAGACUACGACAAUGAGGUUGCACAAAGAAUUUAAAUUAUAUUAUAUAACUAUAUUGUUAGAUCGUACUAUUUUUAUAAUUUCAUAUCGAAAUUGUUACAUACAAAUAUUACGUUUGGUUAUUAGAAUUUAAGUGAAGUGAUAAUAAAGUGAUACAUUUGUAUAAAA
This is a messenger RNA of Plodia interpunctella (Indianmeal moth), 4496 nucleotides long. RefSeq names its product putative helicase mov-10-B.1. Lineage: Eukaryota; Metazoa; Arthropoda; Insecta; Lepidoptera; Pyralidae. Gene Ontology annotation, biological process: regulatory ncRNA-mediated post-transcriptional gene silencing. Gene Ontology annotation, molecular function: 5'-3' RNA helicase activity; RNA binding. The record is from RefSeq and is a predicted model, not a curated record. Gene Ontology annotation, cellular component: P granule; cytosol. The transcript has 21 exons. The coding region runs from base 201 to 2936 and encodes 911 amino acids.